This is a messenger RNA of Porites evermanni, 6554 nucleotides long. The record is from the annotation of a GenBank genome assembly. Lineage: Eukaryota; Metazoa; Cnidaria; Anthozoa; Scleractinia; Poritidae.
AUGCAGACAAAGAAGACGAGCCGACGAAUCCUUUUGGUUGUAUUCGCCGUAGCAAUAUUCCCCACUGUGCGAGGUUAGUAAAGCAAUUAACGGGAAAUUUAGGUAACCCAGAUGAAAACUCUCUACUAUAAAGCGCGCGCCGAGCCCUGUACAUUCAAAUAAUGAGAUAUGCAAAAUGCUUUUGGAAAUUAAAAAUUCAGGUGUAACAGGGAUAUAAACUCAGUACAAUACAGCCGCUUUAUUUUUAUCACCACAGCCGCGUUAGGUCCUCUUUCAGUGGCUGGUAGCCCUGUUCAGGUUACGUUUUUGAGAAUUUGCGUUUACUUUUAAGUGGUUAAUGCGUAAGGUUAAAAUACCAAUGACGGAAACAAAAGCAACGCGCUAUCAUUUAAUUUUCCGUCCGUGUUGUCAUAAUAACAAAACUACAUAGACAAGUUCUACUUGUAAAUGACCCGCAAAACAACCACCGUGGCGUUUGUGAAAGACCAGUUAAGUGUUAAUACUACACCUGUCGCAAUUCUCAUUCCUUUCACUGCCCCUCGCGUAAAAUAUGAUGUGUAUUUUUUGCUCUCUAUACCCGCUUUUUGAACAUAAACUUUCCGAAAAACUAGCUAAUGCUCGUUGCCUUUUAAAGGGAGCGACAGAUAAAAAAAGAAAACUUUUUCGUAAAAGUUAUCACCAUCAAAUAUGUAUGUUUUUUUGAUCAGGUAAACUAGUCGUACGGUUUGCUUUUCCGUAAAUUCAUACGUUCAUUCGUAAACCUAAGACAAGGAAGAAAAAUAUCUCAGUAUUUUACGUAAAUUCCUGAUCAUAACCCAUAUCAUUUGCUAAUGUUUACUCGAGCUUAAAAUUUGUCCUCCUAGAGAAAUAUUAACCUUUUGUGUCGACGCAGACUAGAGAGAUAAAGGACAAAAUAGAAAAUAGAUGCUAAUUUCUUUAAGAUGCAGGAAAUAAACAGAUAUAAAACUCGGACUUGUUUCUUGUCCAUAUUGGUCGUUUUGUGUUUAUACGCGUGCCUUUUAUUUAAAGUCAAUAAUACUUAUAUUGGUCUUGUUAAAGUUUGCAAGAGUUAUACUCUUUUAUUAAUUAAGGAUCCUCGACUCGGCAAACAUUACUUUUAUCUAUUAAAAUUCUGGUGGGCAAUGGCUUUGUUUGUACUGCAAUGAAAAAGAAACUUUCUUUUAUUUAGUUUGUUUCCAGGGCCUCGGGGAGUGUCGUAUACCCACGCCGGAUAGUCUGUCCUUUCGAUAAAGUUUUUAGGAGACCAUACCGAUGUUUUUCACUCACCUUAAAAGUGAUUUUAUCCUUGUCCGAUCGCUACAGCAUUUUCACCAGUGAUUGUUGACUAUGAAUUGAAGUUUGUCAAAAAGCAGUUUUUGGUAAAAUCGAUAUCACUAUGACAACAAUAAACAAAAAAAACUUUGAAAUCGAAAAAAACCCGAAUUUUGCGCGAUACCUGCUACUUAAAAUCCGACACCAAGAACUUAAAGUGUGGUGUUUAGCAAAUAACCUCCGUGAGAAGUAAAAAAUUCUGAAUGUUUGAAUUCAAAUAAAUAAAAUAAAUAAAUAAAUAAAUAACGAUUUGCAGGUAGAACAUCCACAAAGUGGUUCUUCGUCUACCUGAUUCCUGGUCGAAUUGGAAUUUGGAAAUGUUGGUUUUUUGAGGAGAGGGGAAAACCGGAGUACCCGGAGAAAAACCUCUCGGAGCAAGGGAGGGAACCAACAAGAACAAAAAAAAUAAAACGAAAGUAUAAAGGUAUUUCACAUGACCUUAUGUUUUCUUUAACAUUUUUAGCACGAUUUUUAUGCUUCUGUAAUUCACCUUCGUGCCCACAAGCAGUCUGCGAAUCAAGUCAGCGGUGUUUCACCAAACUACGCAAAGAAGCCAAGGAUGAUGGAAACGUUUCGUCGAGUAUUUUGUACGGAUGCAGCGAGGAGUUGAACUCAAGUGACGUCUGCACAGAGUCUUCCUUUACGUUGUGCUGUGAUAGACAGCUCUGUAAUAUGCCAAACAUGUUAAGAAGUAAGUGUUUCUAUAAGAAAGAUGUUUUUUUUUUCCAGUCGGUAACACAGGUGACUCGAGUACUCCAAACUGAAGUCGUACCUAUGACCUCUAGGUAACUAGUCCAGAUGCUCUACCAGUCCACUUAGCUACAAGAAUCUAGUGGGAGCGGAGGCCACUAAACUAGUUUCAUGUGACAAACAUCCUGCAUACUGCUAGGACUGGAAUGUCGAUAAGUAUUUCGAAUAAAGAAACGUUUAACGAAGGAACUACGAAACAAACCAGAACAAAACUAAAGAUUUUUUGUUGAGUUGAUUUGCCAGACAAAUGAUGGCACAACGACAUAAGGACAGUAAUUCAAGCUCGUCAUUUUUCAGUAAACUGAAUUAAUUAUUUUGCAAAAGGGAAAAAAACAGCCUUCAUAUAAAUGUAAAUGUGGUUUGCGAAUUUAUGGGAACUUUUUCUUUCCUCAAAAACAUCAAAACAUGCUUGUUUUCUCCUUCUUAAAAUAUUUGAAGUAGAAUUUGUGGGCGUCUUAUUUGUUGCUUAACAAUUUUUUCGAAAUUUUAUUUCAGAAGUAACAAACUUCCAUCAAAGAAGAUAUGCCUUGCAUACUACGCAAUCCCCAAAGGUCAACAAAAAUGUAUCGUGUGCGUGUUCAUCUUCUUCGCCUGCAAUGCGUGUGGCCAGCGUGGCAGCGCCGAGCUUGUUGAUUUUAACUGUUGUCCUUUUGUCAUUAGCAAUGUGUCGUAAAAUGUCUCAUUACCAGAGAAAGAAAAAUGCGCAGAUGAAAAGCAAUGUAAAGUUAAAAGACAGGGAAAUCUCUGAGGACUUGGAUAUCCCACAAUUCGUUGCAACGCGAAGCACAAGUAUGAGUUCAUCUGAGUACAAAGAAUUAGUUUCCAAUCCUUACAGCGUUUAAGGAGAGUGGGGGAGGCCUGGACUGAUAUUAUCUAUUAAGGAAAUUUAUUGCAUAAACUGGGAAAUCAUACGUAUAACGAAAAGAAAGUAUUCAGUCAGCUCAUUUAGGAGGUCUACAGAAAAUUCACUUUGUUUUGACCUUUACCUGCAAUAGAUUUUAAUUUUAUUUUUAUUUAGUUUCGCCAACAAAGGGCUAAGUCAAUAAUGGAAAAAAAUCAAUUUAGCUUUCAGGGAAAUUGACCACCUACCCCUCCCCUAGUCAGCAUUAACCCUUACAUCUAACUUAUUUCAAGGCAAAAUGUUGCCUUAGGGGAGGGGUCGGAGGUCAGUUUCGAUCCCAGAAACCUAAAUUACCUAGAAAACUCUCUUUCACGUGAAAAGUUUUCCAGUUGGCCUUAAUUUGAAAAGGAAGGUUUUUUGGAAAUCGGCAAUGGCCUAUAUGAAGGAUAAAGCUAUCGCCUUGGUUAAUCUCCACUUAAAAAUCGUAUGUUUUUUUUUCCAGUCGGUAACACAGGUGACUCGAGUACUCCAAACUGAAGUCGUACCUAUGACCUCUAGGUAACUAGUCCAGAUGCUCUACCAGUCCACUUAGCUACAAGAUUCUAGUGGGAGCGGAGGCCACUAAACUAGUUUCAUGUGACAAACUGAUCCUGCAUACUGCUAGGACUGGAAUGUCGAUAAGUAUUUCGAAUAAAGAAACGUUUAACGAAGGAACUACGAAACAAACCAGAACAAAACUAAAGAUUUUUGUUGAGAUGAUUUGCCAGACGAAUGAUGGCACAACGACAUAAGGACAGUAAUUCAAGCUCGUCAUUUUUCAGUAAACUAAAUUAAUUAUUUUGCAAAAGGGAAAAAAACAGCCUUCAUAUAAAUGUAAAUGUGGUUUGCGAAUUUAUGGGAACUUUUUCUUUCCUCAAAAACAACAAAACAUGCUUGUUUUCUCCUUCUUAAAGUAUUUGAAGUAGAAUUUGUGGGCGUCUUAUUUGUUGCUUAACAAUUUUUUCGAAAUUUUAUUUCAGAAGUAACAAACUUCCAUCAAAGAAGAUAUGCCUUGCAUACUGCGCAAGCCCCAAAGGUCAACAAAAAUGUAUCGUGUGCGUGUUCAUCUUCUUCGCCUGCAAUGCGUGUGGCCAGCGUAGCAGCACCGAGCGUGUUGAUUUUAACUGUUGUCCUUUUGUCAUUAGCAAUGUGUCGUAAAAUGUCUCAUUACCAGAGGAAGAAAAAUGCGCAGAUGAAAAGCAAUUUAAAGUUAAAAGACAGGGGAAGCUCCGAGGACUUGGAUAACCCACAAUUCGUUGCAACGCGAAGCACAAGUAUGAGUUCAUCUGAGUACAAAGAAUUAGUUUCCAAUCCUUAUAGCGUUUAAGGAGAGUGGGGAAGGCCUGGACUGACAUUAUCUAUUAGGGAAAUUUAUUGCAUUAAACUGGGAAAUCAUACGUAUAACGAAAAGAAAGUAUUCAGUCAGCUCAUUUACGAGGUCUACAGAAAAGUCACUUUGUUUUGACCUUUACCUGCAAUAGAUUUUAAUUUUAUUUUUAUUUAGUUUUCGCCAACAAAGGGCUAAGUCAAUAAUGGAAAAAAAUCAAUUUAGCUUUCAGGGAAAUUGACCACCUACCUCUCCCCUAGUCAACAUUAACCCAUACGUCUAACUUAUUUCAAGGCAAAAUGUUGCCUUAGGGGAGGGGUCGGAGGUCAGUUUCGAUCCCAGAAACCUAAAUUACCUAAAAAACUCUCUUUCACGUGAAAAGUUUUCCAGUUGGCCUUAAUUUGAAAAGGAAGGUUUUUUGGAAAUCGGCAAUGGCCUAUAUGAAGGAUAAAGCUAUCGCCUUGGUUAAUCUCCACUUAAAAAUCGUAUGUCAUUCGUGCAGAUAAAUUGCUUCUAAUACAACUCAGCAACAAGGAGUUGGAAAUUAUCAGAACAAAUUUCGUCCAAAUAUGCUCUAUAAAGGACGCUAAAUAAGUAAAAGAGCUCACAACAAUAAGUGACAAAUCAUUCAACACCCUUAGCAUGCGAACUGGUAACAGUGACGGUAGGUGGUAGAAAAUGGUCACAUUAUUUCUUAAUUUCUUAGUCCGCCUUUUGAUAUAUAAUGGUAAUAGGACUGAGUGGAGUCCAAUUCCGACCCAAUUAGACGACACGAAAUUCUGUUACCAAUUAAUCAUAACUAUAACAAAUUUUGUGAUAUAUUAGGCUUUUUAAAUCCAAACACAAGAAAUUCCGAGAUUUUUCUCGUUGGCAGUGAAAAAAAGCCAUUUAAGUGCGAGCGUGUGAUGGCGCGUACUGUCCAAUUACUUACUAGGCUUGACGUGUAAUGUCCUAUUAUACUGUCCUAUUAGUGCUGAAAUCAGGGCAGUUGAUAGCCAAUCAGAUCUGAGAAAUUUUUGAUAGUUAUGAUUAACACUCAGAAUUUGUACGACUGAGGAGUAAACGCUCUACUUAGGAUAAAUAAAUGUGGUAUCUAAUAUUUGCCCGUAUGGUAUCGUUGCUUGAUAAAACAAAAGGUUGUGAUAAUGUACGAAAGUGGACCAGCAGAUCUAGGCUGAUAAAUGCCUUGAUAAUUACACAAUUUCUCCUCACUAGUGCCAUGAGAAGUGUAAGGGGAUCAGUUAAGAGAAUAUACAUAUUGAUUACAUGGCUAUAGGUAAAGAGUAACUCAACAGCAGCUUCAUUAAACAAUGUUGGCCGUAGUCUUAAAAAGGGUACACUUGUGCUUACUUUUAUAGGUUUAAGGUGUAUUAAAAGGCAAACUAGGUCAAACCAUUUAUUCUAUUAACAAAUUGAUUAUUUGAAAAAAAAAAGCAAUUUGUCAUUGCCGAGAUCAGAUUCACUUCUGCAUACCUAAAUGCGUACUUUCUCUCACCUCAAAUUUCUUGAAUUUCGGCUAUAAAUAAGAAUCUGCAAACACACUAAUCUCCUAAUUGACCGAAUAAUGAAAAGUUGUAGCUUUAACAAUGUCAACUGCUCAUCUGAUUCGAGAAAGGAAUUGAGGCGAAUGCAGAUUUGAAUUUUAUAGCAGCGGCAACGGCAAAUGGAUACAAGUUUCUAUCGCUUAAUAUUAAAUACUAAGAAUAGAAAUAGUAAUAGUAAUUAUUAUUAUUAUUAUUAUUAUUAUUAUUAUUAUUACUUUUGCGUAUUUAAAUGUAAAUUUCUUUAGGUUGUAAAUGAAGUGAGAAAGGUCAGUAUAGUUAAUAUUUAUAUCCUAUAUACAGAAGAUGUACAUACUCACGUGCGUAUUAUGUACUUACAUAGAAGGCUAUUUAAUUCAGUGAACAGUCAGUCAAUUAUUCAGUAAAGCAAACUAAAGAGACUAAUUAACAAUUAUUCAACUAGAGGUAAUCACUGAUUACGGAUCCGCGUUCGUCACUUACGGAAACGAAAUGGAGUUGAAAGAAGUCCAGUUUCGCGGCCAAGAUGCCCCUGAUAAAAUCAGUAGGGGCGGUUAAUCGGCAGUCGCUCCCGAUACCUCGAAACUUUUUGGCCUUGUACCACAGGAACGCCAAGAUUAGGAUGCGUUCUGACGAACGCGAUGAGGCUGAGUAUGAUGUGAAGAAUUAUGUAGAUCGACGAGAAUCAUUUCAUGAUCUCAGUCCACCAAGGCUGAAGGCCGAGGAGGAUAAAAUCCUCCGAGAU